AUGUUUGAUGAAUGUCUUUCUCAUCGUAAAUCAUCGUUGCUUCUGUCAACAGAUGUCCCGUUUCCACCGUCACACAAAAUGACAGUGGCAGAAGUCUUCGACGAACGAACGGGAUCUCCGCGGCCGGAGGUCCUGAAGCAACACUUUAUCCUCGAAGGUAGGAUCGACGAGACCGCGGCUCUUCGUAUAAUCAACGAUGGAGCCGCUCUUCUACGCUCGGAGAAGACUAUGAUUGACAUCGAGGCUCCGGUCACCGUAUGCGGCGAUAUUCACGGACAAUUCUACGACCUGAUGAAAUUAUUCGAGGUGGGCGGUCCACCCUCCUCGACCAAGUAUCUCUUCCUCGGCGAUUAUGUUGACAGGGGUUAUUUCAGUAUCGAGUGCGUAUUGUACCUGUGGGCGCUGAAAUUGUGCCAUCCGAACACACUCUUCCUCCUUAGAGGUAACCACGAGUGCCGUCAUUUGACGGAAUACUUCACAUUUAAACAGGAAUGUAAAAUAAAAUACUCCGAAAGGGUGUACGACGCAUGCAUGGAUGCUUUUGACUGUUUGCCGCUCGCCGCCCUCAUGAACCAACAAUUCCUUUGUGUGCAUGGCGGUCUGUCGCCGGAAAUUCACAAUUUAGAAGACAUUCGCAAACUGGAUAGGUUCAAAGAGCCGCCGGCGUUCGGGCCGAUGUGCGAUCUCCUCUGGUCGGAUCCUCUUGAGGACUUUGGCAACGAGAAGAACGCGGAGCAUUUCUCCCACAAUAGCGUCAGGGGUUGUUCGUACUUUUACAGUUACUCGGCGUGUUGCGACUUCCUGCAAAACAACAAUUUGCUCAGCAUCAUAAGGGCGCACGAGGCUCAAGACGCCGGAUAUCGCAUGUACCGAAAAUCUCAAACGACGGGCUUCCCGUCGCUUAUCACCAUCUUCAGCGCGCCGAACUAUCUCGACGUGUACAAUAACAAGGCGGCGGUUUUGAAGUACGAGAACAACGUUAUGAACAUCAGGCAGUUCAAUUGUUCGCCACACCCGUACUGGUUGCCCAAUUUCAUGGACGUUUUCACAUGGUCCCUACCAUUUGUUGGCGAGAAAGUCACCGAAAUGUUGGUGAACGUGUUGAACAUAUGCUCGGACGACGAGCUGAUGAGCGACGGUGAUGACGCGCUCGAGGAAGAUGUCGCAGCCAAAGUCGUUGUCCAAAAAAAGAAUGGUGCAGCAGCUAAUCUACGUAAGGAAGUGAUUAGAAACAAGAUUAGAGCCAUUGGUAAAAUGGCGCGUGUCUUCUCCGUCCUGAGAGAGGAGAGCGAAAGUGUGCUGCAAUUGAAAGGCUUGACGCCAACUGGAGCUUUACCACUCGGUGCAUUAUCUGGUGGCAAAACCUCUCUGAAAAACGCUCUCCAAGGCUUCUCGCCGAAUCACAAAAUUACCUCGUUCGCCGAGGCCAAGGGUUUGGAUGCCAUAAACGAAAGAAUGCCACCGAGGAAGGACGCGCCGCCCACGCCGGUGAACGAGGAGAAAUCCGUGACAAAGCCGCCGCCUCCUGCGGGAGACAAGCGGGACCACAACAUGCCGCAACCGCAAUCGUGAGCCCCACACUCGUCCAAUCAAGAUGGCGGAUGGAUGGACGGGUCCUAAGAUCCCGGCGCUAUCGCCGCUACCACCGAACAUUUGCAAACCAUUGCUCGUCUCUCCCCCCCCCCUCUCCGGCUGUUACAACCAGUGCGCUGUUCAUCGAGGAGUCAGGAGAAACCAUCGCCGCCGCGAGAGAAAGAUCAGAAAUGGACGGACGGAGGGUCGUGAAGCGAAAGCGAUUUUUCGUCGAUGCGAUUUUCAACGAGCAUCGUCAUCGGCUCUGGUGCGCACAUAGUAGAAGAAAGCAGCAGUCAAGAAAAGGGGGCCGCAUGAAGAUCGAGAAAUGUCCAGUCGGGCGUUUCGUAGCAGAUCUCCUCUUUUCCGAGGAUUUGCCUCCGUUUCUCUUUUUCGCGUAUACUGUACUCGCGAAUCGGAGAACAAAAAUGUUAGCCUCCCUUUUACGAUGAGCCGCGCACGCGACGUUCUCCGAUCUCUCUCCGUUAGCACGAUUGUCCCUUUCUUUCUCUCUAUUCUUGCCUUCAUUCACUCCGUUUCUCGCUCUUAUCCUCUCUUCCCCACAUCCACGAAACGUGUACAUUAUCCGCGUAUCUCUCGCGGAUUAAUCGACCCGGUGUACAUAUGUACGCGCGCGUGUACGAUGUAUCAACGACGAAACGGAACAUUAGAGAACAUAUAUCCUGUAAGUAGAUUCGUUUGCAUGUCGAAUCGAAUGUUCAUGCAUGAGAGGAGGAAACAAUCUCUCCUGCUCUCCGUCGGACACAAUUUCUCUCGUGUCUUUUCUUUCUUCAACGCAACAAAAAAGCGAGGGAGAGAGAGAGAAAGAGAGAGAGAGAGAGAGAAGAGAGAGGAUAGGAAAGAAUGACUCGUGCGCGGUUACGUUUAUCUAAUGAGAGGAAUCGCAUAGACAGUGUGAAAGAGAGAGAAUGAGAGGGAGA
Messenger RNA from Pogonomyrmex barbatus (red harvester ant), 2513 nucleotides. Its product is annotated as serine/threonine-protein phosphatase 2B catalytic subunit 2. NCBI's taxonomy places the organism in Eukaryota, Metazoa, Arthropoda, Insecta, Hymenoptera, Formicidae. Gene Ontology annotation, biological process: calcineurin-mediated signaling. The record is from RefSeq and is a predicted model, not a curated record. Gene Ontology annotation, molecular function: calmodulin-dependent protein phosphatase activity.